AUGAACAUCAUUAAACUCCUCUCCAGCUUCCAACGGCUCCGGCCUCAUACUCGCAGUUACCUUCUUCGACUGCCAGUCGAAAUAUUGCUCGAAAUACUCAAUCUCCUCCCUCCACACUGCCUGCUAGUCAUCUACCAAACCUGUCGACCGCUACGCGCUAUUACUCAUCAGUACUUUCUUUCUGGGAGGGGGGAGAUACUGGCUACGCUCGAAGAUAAACUACGCUAUCUAACCUGCCUCGCCAGAUCUCUCCCUGAUUAUUGGGUUUGCGCCAGAUGCUGCAAACUUCAUAAAAUUGUCUGGCGUGAUGUGCCAGCAACCCACCUAUAUAACCCGGAGUGCGAAUACGGCUCCGAUUUGUGGCGCGAUCCAGAAGACAUUCAGAUUCGUAAUUCGUUCGCCCUCAAUAUGCCAGCGCAUAGGCACGUCCAACUCACCCUUAAAUAUACUCGAUUGAGGACAAUCAAAUGGAGACAACGGAGACGUCUUCAGAGGCUUCUCGAACCACAUUACUUCCCGGAUAAAGAGAGGUUUUAUAACCACAAAGAAGAAGGCAUCUUAGAACAAUCCUCGUUUUAUCCCAAGGUCAUAGAUGGAAGAUAUGUACAUUUAUCUGUCCAGACUUACCUUGGGGCUCAAAAUACGAUAUCACGACAGUUUCUAAGACGGGAACGUAUAUGCCAUCAUAUACGUGAUUAUAAGACGAAUCUCACAAUGGCUUUCGACAUGGCAUUCUCAGCAAAAGACUCUCAACUUUUCUUUUCCUGUAGUUCUUGUGGAACAGAUUUCUCUAUACAAGCUUCGCCGGAGCUUGUGAUUAUAUGCACAUGGCAAGACUUGGGGCCAGAGGGAACAGUAUUUGAUCCAGAAUGGGAGUCGAUGUUUUGCGAUCUCACAAGAGUCAGUCACCAGCCUGGAAACGCUCGGAAACUAUAUGACCAGCUUGAGAACAACGAAGAUUAUUUGGUAUUGUAA
Molecule: messenger RNA, 975 nt
Organism: Trichoderma atroviride IMI 206040
Lineage: Eukaryota; Fungi; Ascomycota; Sordariomycetes; Hypocreales; Hypocreaceae
Source: RefSeq, a predicted model, not a curated record